AACAAAUUACCUGCUGCCUCCCCAGGUUUGGGGCGUGAUAAACUUGGUAUCAAAGCUGGUCGUGUCAUAGGGAGUCUACAAGUCGUGUCAGUCGAGAUGACCAUCUUUUUCCUCUUGUACUUACUUUCCAUCAUCAUGGUAUUGUUGGCUAUGGUUGGUGUGGAGCAUAUGAUUGCAGAGAAUCCAGGUGUGGAAGUUAUGGCCCUAACAUUCAUUUUCCUUUCAGGCUUCGCCACCAGCCAGAAUAUUGUGGUUAUCCAGGCUUCGAGUUAUCUUGUGACCGCGAAAACCAAACCAUACUCACACUUCCCAAUUCACUUAUACUAUCUGUAGGAGAUAUUGAUUAUAUGUCUCAACAGAUUAGCCUUUAUGAUCCUGAACGUUGUCUCAUUCUCAAGCUAUUGCACCUUAAUUUAUCAGCAUCUCCUUUCUUCUUCACUGUUGAACCUUAUCUUACACUAGGUGAUUUUUCAAUUUUCAAAUGUUCUGGUCUGCCAGCAGAUUAUCGGAACAUAGGAACAGCUUGUGCCUCUGACAAAGCAAUAUUUGCUGUUUACUACUCUUUGGAUUCACUCCCCCCUACAACUUGCAAAAAGAUUCAUGAAAUUCUGUCUAUUCCCUUGGAUACAAUUUACAGUCUGAUAACACUCAGUUGGCUUAAUCCAAUCUGUAGCUACUGUGAAGGUCUUGAAAAGGAUUGUGGCUUCAAGAACUAUACUAAACAACUGACUACUCAGUGUUUCGAUCGACCAUUUACUACAAAAGGCACAGUAAAGAAACCACUGAUUGCUGGUGGAGUUAUAGGUCUCAUUCUUUUGGGAAUUAUUAUGAUGGCAUUCUAUGAGUGUUAUAGCUCAAGCAAAAUUGAAAGAGAGAAUCAAGCCAGAGUUGAAAAGUUUUUGGAAGACUACAGAGCUCGCAGACCGACUAGAUAUACUUAUGCAGAUAUUAAAAAGAUAGCAAAUCUGUUUCAGGAAAUAUUGGGAGAGGGAGCUUAUGGGAUCGUUUAUAAAGGAACACUUUCGAAUGAAAUUCAUGUUGCUGUAAAAGUUCUCAAUGAUUCUGAAGGAAAUGGGAAAGAAUUUAUUAAUGAAGUUGCAGCAAUGGGGAAAAUCCAUCAUGUCAACGUGGUUUGCCUAGUUGGCUUUUGUGCUGAUGGAGUUAGAAGAGCUCUAGUGUUUGAAUACUUGCCAAAUCAGUCACUUGACAAGCUCAUUUUUCCGACAAGUUUCAAAGAUAAUAUCACCCUUACUUGGAAGAAGCUUCAUGAUAUUGCUAUGGGAAUAGCAAAAGGGCUGGAGUAUCUUCAUCAAGGAUGUGACCAACAAAUCCUUCAUUUCGAUAUCAAGCCUCAAAAUAUUCUGUUAGACCAUAACUUGAACCCAAAAAUCUCUGAUUUUGGUCUUGCCAAGUUAUGCUCUAAAGAGAAAAGUGUUGUCACUAUGACUGAAGCUAGAGGAACCAUGGGUUAUAUUGCACCAGAAGUGUUGUCAAGCAAUUUCGGAAAAGCGUCUCAUAAAUCUGAUGUCUAUAGCUUUGGAAUGAUGCUACUUGAAAUGGUUGGAGGGAGGAAGAAUUUUGAUGCAAAGGCGGAUACUAGCCAAAUGAACUUUCCCGAGUGGAUUCAACAGCGGCUGAAUCAAGGAGAAGAGUUGAAAAUCAGGAUUGAGGAAGAUGAUGAUGUUAUACUUGUAAGGAAAUUGGCUGUUAUAGGACUUUGGUGCAUCCAAUGGAAUGCGACAGAUCGGCCAUCCAUCAAAGUUGUUACUCAAAUGCUAGAAGGAGAUGGGAGCAAUCUAACUGUUCCUCCUCCUUUUACAACAAGAAACACCACUCACGUUGGCCCUUCUACGCAAGAGUUGACGGUAAUAUCAGAACUAGAAUGAAUGG
Molecule: messenger RNA, 1890 nt
Organism: Solanum verrucosum
Lineage: Eukaryota; Viridiplantae; Streptophyta; Magnoliopsida; Solanales; Solanaceae
Product: rust resistance kinase Lr10-like
Exons: 2
Coding region: 348-1886 (512 amino acids)
Biological process (GO): protein phosphorylation
Molecular function (GO): ATP binding; protein kinase activity
Source: RefSeq, a predicted model, not a curated record